Messenger RNA from Capsella rubella, 1083 nucleotides. RefSeq lists its product as uncharacterized. The record is from RefSeq and is a predicted model, not a curated record. Lineage: Eukaryota; Viridiplantae; Streptophyta; Magnoliopsida; Brassicales; Brassicaceae. The transcript is spliced from 7 exons. Bases 1 to 1083 code for a protein of 360 amino acids.
AUGGCUUUCUACUGGUUAUUAUGUCUCUUCAUUUGUUUUUUCUCUUAUCAUAUCUCUCCAUCAGUUCAGAGAGAACUAGAAUAUGAGUGUGUUGACAUCUAUAAGCAACCUGCAUUUCAACAUCCAUCGAUGAAGGAUCACCAAAUCCAGACGAGACCAAGUGCCGAGUUCCAAGCCAUGCUAUCGAUGGAGCCGGAACCAGAAGCAGCAGAUCUGGUCGCUGGUACAUCUGAAGAACGUUGUCCUAAAGGACAAGUACCGAUUCACAGACCGCAAAUUAACUAUACUAAUAAUUUUAUCCAUCCGGAGAGAAUGAUUUCAGAAGCCAACCUACAAUAUGCAAUUAUUAAACCAUUUGACAAUUACACAAGGACAUAUGGUGGAGCAUCAGCACUUUUCAAUAUUUACAAACCAAGAGUAUUGAAAGAUCAGUUUAGCAAAGCUUGGGUUUGGCUAAAUCACAGAGAAAAUGAUACGAUAAGCAGCAUCCAAUUCGGUUGGGCUGUGCAUACAGGAUUGUACCCAGAUGAUCGUCCAAGGCUAACAACAUUCUGGAUAUCAGGUAGACACCAAAACGGAUGCUACAAUGCGAUGUGUCGAGGGGGAUAUGUCCAAGUCCAUAAAACAAUCUACCCUGGAAUGGUUUAUGAUAAAUUUAGUGUCCUAGGCAAAAAACAGUACGAUACUCAUCUUCUCGUCGGUCAGGAUACCAAAACAAAAAACUGGUUGUUGAUGACGAAACGGACCUUGAUAGGCUAUUGGCAAUCUCACAUUUAUUCGAUGGAAGGAGUAUCAAAAAUUUACUUCGGUGGAUAUGCAGGAGGGCCUUAUGGAGCUACCAGCCCUCCAAUGGGGGCAGGGACGUUUCCGAAACAAGUAUGGCGUAUAAAAAAUUUAUCAUGUUUCAUGAAACAACUUAAGAUUUUCUAUGAUGAUGGACUGUAUGAUAUUGACUCGAAUGGGUUUGAGGAAUAUGUGAAUAGUCCAGAGUGUUACGGUGUAUGGUAUCGUCAGUUUGAACUAGGCAGUGGAGAGAUGCUCACGUUCGGUGGACCUGGUGGGCAGUGUGGUAUGACCACCUAA